UUUGCCCUGGAGGUGAACUUUACCGGCCGCUCACUAACAGCCGCAGCAGCUAACAGCGGUGGCUGUCACCUCCAGCGAUCCCUGAAACACUGCAACAUCAGUUUGAAUCCACUGUGGCCUAACCUAACCGGUUUCAAAACGGCGGCGGCAACACAGGAGAAACUGGACCCGUCCGGCUCAGCAUCCAGCUCAAAGAUGGAGUUGGCAGCGGCUCACCCAGCUCUCAAAGCCUUUAUGUGUGGCUCCCUCAGUGGCACCUGCUCUACACUCCUCUUCCAGCCUUUGGAUCUGGUGAAGACACGACUGCAGACCCUGCAGAACAAUGCCAAGCCCGGCGCACCCAAGGUGGGAAUGUUUAGCGUUUUCAUCAAUGUUAUUAGGACAGAGAAGUUCUUCAGUCUGUGGAAAGGUGUUUCACCGUCAUUUGUGCGCUGCAUCCCUGGGGUGGGUAUCUACUUCAGCACCUUCUACUCCCUGAAGCAGCACUUCUUCCUGGACCGAGCUCCCAACGCUGGCGAGGCUGUUCUGCUCGGAGCGGGUGCCAGAGCUGUGGCCGGAGUCUGCAUGUUACCAUUCACAGUCAUCAAGACGCGCUUCGAGAGUGGCUUUUACAGUUAUGCAAGUGUGCCCGGUGCUCUGAGGAGUAUGUAUGAGACGGAGGGAAUCAGGGCUCUGUUUUCUGGGCUGACUGCCACGCUGCUCCGCGACGCUCCUUUCUCCGGCAUCUACGUCAUGUUUUACAGCCAGGCCAAGAGAGCGCUGCCUCAAGAGGUGACCUCGGCGCCCUACGCCCCGCUGGUGAACUUCAGCUGUGGGGUGAUUGCGGGUGUCAUGGCAUCAGUAGUAACGCAGCCUGCAGAUGUAGUGAAGACUCACAUUCAAGUCAGACCCUCCCACUGUAGCACAGCAGGUGCAGUUCGCCGCAUCUACAUGGAGUACGGCAUGGCUGGGUUUUUUCGUGGAGCAGUGCCCAGGUCUCUUCGACGCACUCUCAUGGCUGCCAUGGCUUGGACUGUGUAUGAACAGCUGAUGGCUCGAAUGGGCCUCAAAUCCUGAAGAGCAAAAGUUUUUAGCCGCAAGAGAAGGGAAAGAGCUAUAAGAGGAUAA
Molecule: messenger RNA, 1107 nt
Organism: Neolamprologus brichardi
Lineage: Eukaryota; Metazoa; Chordata; Actinopteri; Cichliformes; Cichlidae
Gene: slc25a38b
Product: solute carrier family 25 member 38b
Biological process (GO): glycine import into mitochondrion
Cellular component (GO): mitochondrial inner membrane; mitochondrion
Molecular function (GO): glycine transmembrane transporter activity
Source: RefSeq, a predicted model, not a curated record